Messenger RNA from Drosophila willistoni, 705 nucleotides. Its product is annotated as melanoma-associated antigen D4-like. The record is from RefSeq and is a predicted model, not a curated record. NCBI's taxonomy places the organism in Eukaryota, Metazoa, Arthropoda, Insecta, Diptera, Drosophilidae. The transcript has a single exon. The coding region runs from base 1 to 705 and encodes 234 amino acids. Gene Ontology annotation, cellular component: nucleus.
AUGGCGAGUGUUUCUGGUUUUCUAAUGAGCAUAACGCCACCCAUGGAUGUUGAGAGCAGUCAAUACCGUUUGAUCAGAUACAUUUUAAGACAUUCAAUGAAUGGCCGACCAAUUCGGGCCAUCGUAUUGAAGAAUCUGGCUGGAGGACCUCGCAAGUUCUAUAUGGGCUUGCAAUCGCUGACACGUGUGCUGAGGAAUCGUUUUGGUAUCAUCCUGAAGGCCAUACGAGCUCCGAAAUCUUUUUGGAUCUUACGCUUUGUGACAUACGCCACAGAGCCAAUGGAACGAGUGGAUGAGGUGCAAGUAGAUAAGCGUCCCGGACGCAUUCUAUUGAAAUAUGUUCUCACCUAUCUGUUUGUCCGUGGUGAGAAAGUCGAAGACAUUGACCUGUUCAAUGCCCUCAUUAGGAUGGGUAUUGAUAUCGAUGGCAAUGACAGUUACUUUGGCUCCGGAAUGCGUAGUCUCAUCGAGGAUGGUUUUGUUGAUAUGCAACUAUUGCAUCGCGAAUACCUAGUUUAUCCAGGCAAUGGCCCACCCCUAACCUUCUAUUCAUGGGGCGAACGGGCUCAACAACUAUUCACCUAUGAGAUAGUCGUUCAAUAUGAUUAUCGGACGGUGAACAAACUCUUGGAUGAAAUCAAUCGGAAAAUGCCAUAUGAAGCUGCUGCUGCUGCUGCUGUUAACCACCUACCUGCGAUUCUUUGA